Molecule: messenger RNA, 2694 nt
Organism: Oreochromis niloticus (Nile tilapia)
Lineage: Eukaryota; Metazoa; Chordata; Actinopteri; Cichliformes; Cichlidae
Product: integumentary mucin C.1
Exons: 6
Coding region: 727-1794 (355 amino acids)
Source: RefSeq, a predicted model, not a curated record
GCACCAACAACCACAACUACAACUCCAACAACCCCAACAGCCAAUCCAACAACCACGACUGCAGCUCCAAUAAUCACAACACCCGCUCCAACAACCACAACAGCAGCACCAACAACCACAACUACAACUCCAACAACCCCAACAGCCAAUCCAACAACCACGACUGCAGCUCCAAUAAUCACAACAGGUGAGGAGCCAACCACGACUGCAGCUCCAACAACCACAACAGCCACUGCAACAACCACGACUUCAGCUCCAACAACCCCAACAGCCAAACCAACAACCACGACUGCAGCUCCAACAACCACAACACCCGCACCAACAACCACAACCGCACCUCCAACAACCACCACAGCCCCACGAACCACCACGACCGCUCCUCCAACAAGCACCACUGCCCCAACAACUGCGACGGGCCCUAUUCCAUCAACCACCACAGUCCCGCCUUCCACCACUUCCCCACCAACCACCACAGCCCAACCAGUUAGCACAACCGCACCUCCAUCAACCACCACAGCCCCACUAACCUCCACGACCGCUCCUCCAACAAACACCACUGCCCCACCAACUGCGACGGCCGCUACUCCAUCAACCACCACAGCCCCUCCUUCCACCACUGCCCCACCAGCCACCACAGCCCUUCCAUUCACCACGACCGCUCCUUCAACAACCACAACAGCAGUUCAAAAAACAACAUCCCCUCCAACAACUGGCAGGAAUACAGUAAUGAGAUAUGUCACAUUCAGAUCACUUCAGAGCAAUUUUGAACCAGACUUAUUGAAUUCAUCAUCUGCAUCCUUUAAAAAUCGAUCUUUAAUGAUAAAGAGACAGAUUGAACCUGUUUACAGUAAGGCCUUCCCCUCUUCCUUUAUCUCCUUGGAUGUGGUGAGCUUCAGGAAGGGAUCAGUCAUCAACACCAUGGAACUUCAGUUUGUAAACUUUUCUGUUCCAAACUACACUGAGAUUAGGAAUGUUUUGAUCAGCCAAGCCUCAAAUGUGACCGGCUUUGACAUCGAAAGGGCCUCCAUCAACAUCAGUGACACUGCUCCAACAACUACCACAGCCACUCCACCAGAAACAACUGCAACUACAACAAAAACACCUGUUCUGACAACUACAACAACAGCUGCAGCAACUCCAACCACUAUCCCAACUACAAAAGCACCAACUGGACCUGUCCAAAUUAUUCUGUUUCUACAGUUCCUUGAACCAUAUGUACCUCAACUCACAGACCCCACCAGCAGUGCAUAUCAAGAUCGCAAAAAACGAGUUGAAGAGACGUGUGAUAGAAUAUACAGAGCAGAAUUUUUUAACUUCAUCCGUGCCAUUGUGAUUGGGUUCAGAUCUGUUAUAGUCCAAAAACGAGUGGAUAGAACUGAGGCAGUGGUGGAGCUUGUGUUCAAUCAAACAAUUCCCAAUGCACAAGUCCCAGAUAAUAUUACUAUUGUUCAAGCUUUAAGAGAUGCUAUUAACAGUUCCAGCAUUAAUUUCACCAUCCAAAUAGUUCCUGAGACAGUAUCGGUAACUUCUGUUCCUGUCAUUGUCACGGACAAUUCCACCACACCUCUACCAACCACUGUCACUUCCACUACUGCUGCACCGACUACUAGUUCCACUACUGCUGCACCGACUACUAGUUCCACUACUGCUGCACCGUCUACUAGUUCCACUACUGCUUCAGCUACAACUGUUGUACCUGCAACUACAGGUUCAAGUGGAGUAUCCCACAAGAUUAAUCCCAGAACUGCUUUCCUCCUGGUGCUGAUGUUAUGGCUUCUAUCAAGCCAGCAAUAGCAUCUGUGCUGGUUUCCAUGUGAAAGGCCAGCAGAACACGAUCUCUUUUAAUAACAUGAAAAAAAUGUAAUGUCAGCAGAAAUCUGAUAUGUUAUUAUUUAUAAGGGUUGUUGGGUUCAGGUACACUUUAAUUGGACACAUCAGAAAGAGUAGAUCUAGUAUGUUUAUCUGCAUGAAAGUAUUUUCGGGUGGGAAUGACCCUGUCCUGAACAGAAUGAAACAAACAAUUUUAAGCAUCCGGUUAAUUAAAUCACCAAUAAAAAAAAUAGCCCGACAAUGCAUGGGCAAAACAUUUAAAUAUAUACUGUGGGUGCCCCGUAACAUAGAGGCUUAGUACUUAGUACUAUGCAGUGGCCUGAGUUUAAGUGAAGUCCAGGUCUUUUGCUUGUAAGUGUAUCUCUGUCUUCAUGUCUGUUAACUUUUCCUCUUUCGAAUAUGAGGCCAAAAGUACAUAAAUUCUUUUGGGUGUUUUUCUUCUUUUUUUCAUCUUUUUAAUAUAAUUAUCGACAGCAUUUUUUCAUUCUUUACAUCAAUUCAUUGUUUCUAAAUACUUGUAAAAUUAUAUAUUUUGAGUUCCACUUCAUAUAUAUCAUACACAGUAUAUAUCACAAAUUACAUGUAAUAGUGUUAAGAAUAGAUCUUCAGGUGUCCCAAAACAUGCAGUCACUUUUCUUAUUUAUACAAAUGUAUUUUUAUAAGUAUCUUUAAAUGUAUUCUGUGAAAUUUCUUUUAAUUUACACAUUUUCUGUAAGAAAAGUCAAAAUGACCAGAAUACAUCUUUAUGAGAAAUUAACACUGUCUCCUGUAUUUAGGUUUGGGUAAAUAAAAAGCGAAUCAGGAAACUUUCAGGAUGUGCAACAACUGCAUGUAAAAAGCUUUAAUAAAAACAGAAUAUUUACA